GAACAGAGCUAAGCCGAAUUUUCAUUGGCUGAUGAAUCCGUCCUCGUGCUUUCUGACCUCUCCUUCAAUCCCGAUACCGGAGGGACGCGGUUAAGGAAUACGUUCUCAAGAUCCCAGCCCCGGAGUAAGCUGUAUUAUAAAUAUUUUUAAUAGAGGUUUCACGCCUGAACCUUAUUAACUAACCGCAAAUAUGACAAUUAGAACCCUUCGAGAUCAUGGUCAACACUACCGACCACGGAUGGCAUGCCUCAAAAAGGUGGAGGCGUUUGUGGUGGAGAUGCAGGACCCUAAGAGCGGGGUGAAGGCUUCCGACCAGAAACUCAACAUCACCAGCAUUCCACAUGUCAUCACUGGUCAGGACAUUCUGGCUUGGAUUGUAACCAAAAUGAAGGUUACCACAGAAGAGGCCCAGGCGUUUGGGACGAUGCUUGUGGCCUACGGAUACAUUUACCCCCUCCAGAACCACAGGAAGUUGGUCCUUGUUGCUGACAGCACACUUUACCGCUUUCAGACUCCUUAUUUCUGGCCUGUGCAGAAGUGGCCUGCUGAGGACAUUGACUAUGCCAUCUACUUAGCCAAGAGAAACAUCCGUAAGAAGGGAAUGCUGGAGCCCUAUGAGCAGGAACAUUACAACAACCUACACAAAUGGAUGAACUACAAGUGGGAUUUCAUCGUCAUGCAAGCUACAGAACAGUACAAGGCCUCUAAGGAAAGAAAGAAGCCAGACCGGGUGGUUCUUGACUGUCAGGAGAGAGCUUACUGGAUAGUACACAGACCGCCACGCCGGACCCACAGUGGCAUGGACUAUGGUUUGGACCGCCUCAUCGACCCCAACGCAGAGGAGGUCUUAACCUACGAUAUGGUCAGGAGAACGAACAUAUUCCUCACACAAGCCCUGAUGAGGUCAGCUGUCAAAUCUUCUGUGUCCCUUACAGCCUUUGUCAAGUAUGUGACAACUCACCACACCCACGACCCGCUCUUGACAAACCCUGUCCCUAGCAAUCCUUGGAUAACGGACAAUGAUGAGUUCUGGCAACUUAACAUGAGAAAUGUGGACAUACCCACUAAGUUAAGUGUGGAACGAUGGGCUUUGAGCUUCUGGGAGCUGAUCAGUGACCAACGAGGCAGAGCUGACUUCAAGCUGUUCCUCAAGAAGGAGCACAGUGGGGAGAACAUGGCUUUUUACGAGGCAGCUGAGGAGAUGAGAUGGGGAGCUGCCACAGCCAUUCCAGAGAAGUCACAGUUCAUUUUUAACACUUUCCUGAAGCCUGGAGCCCCCAGGUGGAUCAACAUCGACGGUCGUACCAUGGGUCUGACUGUGAAGGGGUUGGACUGUCCUCACAGAUACGUCCUGGAUGCCGCCCAGACACACAUAUUUCUGCUCAUGAAGAAGGUGUGUGUUGUGUUGUAUUUACUGAUACUUUUUACCGUUACCUCAAGUCUCCAGUCUACAAAGACAUGCAGAAGAAGGCUCUGGUUCCAGCUCCUCACAACUUCACCGACGCCCAGUUGGAGGCCAACGCCAAGAACCGCAACCCAGGCAUCAGCCCCAUAGUGCUGUGGCAGCAGCAGGAGGCGGAGAAGGCGGCGGCGGCUGUCGCUGCCCGGCCCAUCGAUGUCAAAGCUAUGGUGGCCACCAACAAGCUAGACAGGAAGUAAAGAGACAACCUGCAUGGCAUUAUGGGAUAUGGAGUUUGGUCCGCUGAUCCAUUGAUGUAUUGUUUUCUGUGCAAGGUGUUAUAUAAGCUAACUUCUAUCCCUAAUCAUGGACUAGGGCUAGAUGUAGGCACACUGUUUAGAAUUAUUGAGUGUACAGCACAGGUGGCGGGGGUCAUCCUAAUGGGAGAGGAAGGGCUCAUAGUAAUUGCUGGAACAGAAUGAUUGGAGUCGAACAAAACCCACCGUAUUCUUGUUUAAAGAACUGUUCCACUGACUUUGUUCCAGACAGAACGACUGUCUGUCAUUCCCUCAGCAGCCUCCUGUGGUCAAGCCCAGAUCCAUAGUUCACUCAGGGAAGGGUUAGUUUGUUUCUCAACUCCAGUCCUGCCAACAACCCAUGUUUGUGUUGUAGCCCCAGACAAACAUACCUGAUUCAUAUCUGAUUCACAUGUUGAAUCAGGCAAGCCUGUAUACAUAAGUGUACAGCUACUGUUGCCAGUAACAAUACAAAGCAUUGAUCUGCUGACCAGAGGAUGAAAUGGCAUUUUCAAACUAAGCAGCUUGACAAGAGUUAGAUUUAAAGUAAACAGGAAAACAACUACGUAAGAAGUACUACUAAACGGUAUCUUCUGAAACAAUACCGCAACAUGAAUUUUCUGCUUUAUCUUCAACUUAAUACAACUGUUGCAGUGGGAAAUGAUAAAUGACAUUUACAAAUAAGACUAAAAUGUACCUACCUCAAAGAUAAGUGGCUAGUUACAGAUAAGUAGCCGUUAGUUUCCACAAAUUGCACGGAAGUAAUGCAAAAUGUUUUUUUGUGUAGGAGUCUUUCUGGUUUUGUCAUCAUUUGUUUUCAGAUCUGAGUUUAACCCUGAACUGGCCCAUCUGAUUCAAUUCAUUAAAGGCUUAACACUCAUUAGACUACAGCUGCAUUUAGACAAGCAGCCCAAUUCUGACUGUUGUUCACUCAUUUGUAUUUUGAUCACAUCAGAUAUUUUAACAUGUUGUUUUAGAGCAGAUCUGAUUGGUUAAAAGACCCAUUGGAUUGGCCUGUCCAUGUAAGGCAGCCUACUUGUGCUAGUACCGUUUUGUUAAACAUCUACCCAGUGUUAAAUAGCUAAAUAAAAUUACAAUCCAAAAAUGAA
This is a messenger RNA of Esox lucius (northern pike), 2804 nucleotides long. It is a transcript of the gene rgs9a, whose product is annotated as regulator of G protein signaling 9a. The transcript is spliced from 17 exons. NCBI's taxonomy places the organism in Eukaryota, Metazoa, Chordata, Actinopteri, Esociformes, Esocidae. The record is from RefSeq and is a predicted model, not a curated record. Gene Ontology annotation, biological process: intracellular signal transduction; regulation of G protein-coupled receptor signaling pathway; G protein-coupled receptor signaling pathway. Bases 191 to 1555 code for a protein of 454 amino acids.